This is a messenger RNA of Carya illinoinensis, 513 nucleotides long. RefSeq lists its product as uncharacterized. Bases 1 to 513 code for a protein of 170 amino acids. Gene Ontology annotation, molecular function: nucleic acid binding; RNA-DNA hybrid ribonuclease activity. Lineage: Eukaryota; Viridiplantae; Streptophyta; Magnoliopsida; Fagales; Juglandaceae. The record is from RefSeq and is a predicted model, not a curated record. The transcript has a single exon.
AUGGCAGAUGAACUGUUAAGUCCCUGGAUAGCUGUUAAUAGUGCUUUGUCUUUGUAUAACUCUUUUACUGAUCUUAGCUCUUCAAUUGCAAUUGAUGUGAGGAAGGCUUGUAAAUGGCAACCUCCACAAGAAGGUUUCUUGAAGCUUAAUGUUGAUGGGGUUGUGUUUUUAGAAUUAAAAAAGGCUAGUAUUGGAUUGGUGUUAAGAGAUAGCAAAGGUGCUGUGGUGAUGGCAGUAACUUUUUUGGAAAGGGAAGUAGAUGAACCUGCUACCAUCGAAUUACUUGCUGUGUUAAGAGGGCUGCAAUUGUGCUUUCCUCUCGAGAUCCCUAAACUUGCCAUUGAAUCUGAUUGUUUGCUUUUGGUAUGGGCCUUGCAAACCGAGUAUGAAACCUUUUCAUCUAAUGGCAAUUUACUUAAGGAAACCAAGGCUUUAAUGAGUUGCUUCCAUGAGGUUUGCAUUGAUCAUGGUAACCGAAUGGGCAAUGGAGUAGCACACACUUUAACUAGAUAA